Molecule: messenger RNA, 399 nt
Organism: Prorocentrum cordatum
Lineage: Eukaryota; Dinophyceae; Prorocentrales; Prorocentraceae
Source: the annotation of a GenBank genome assembly
AUGGACCUCUACGAGUCCAGCAUGCCUGUGAUGGAGGAGCAGGCUGGCUCCAAGAACCGCGCCCUGUGCGCGCUUCAGAAGUUUGUGAAAACGCUCAUCGGCCAGUUCGACGAGCAGACGACCAAGGUGAUCGGCUUCAAAGAGAUCAGGCACCUCAACCGGAAGCAGCUCUCCUUCUUCAAGAAGGUUUUCCCUGGGGCCAAGAUCAUCCUGAACACGCGGAAGAACCUCCACACCCAGCACCAGUCCCAGUUCCAGAUGGACAUUCCCCUCGAGGAGCUGUCGAAUUGGACCAAGGAGCUGGAGCUCUUCCAGGCGGACAACCCGCAGGACACCUUCCUCCUGCACCUGGAGGAGUACAACGCCAAGACCUACAACCGGAUUCUGGACUUCCUGCAG